Molecule: messenger RNA, 1812 nt
Organism: Serendipita indica DSM 11827
Lineage: Eukaryota; Fungi; Basidiomycota; Agaricomycetes; Sebacinales; Serendipitaceae
Source: the annotation of a GenBank genome assembly
AUGGUCCUCUUUAGCAAGCUCGCCCUCGCCGCUGCUUCCAUCGCGGCCGUCUCGGCCGCUCCAUGGGAGCCGUCUGUCAAACUUUCCACUCAUCGUCCUCGAGCUGUCUCUGACGACUUGACGGUCGAGUCUUUCCACCCAACAAAUAUCUAUGAGACGUACGGUACUGGUGUUACAACCCCUCUCAAGAAGCGUGGUGAACCUUCUGGAUCCAUCGAACAGUCUGCUGCAUCCUUUGUCGAGGAGAAACUCCAGCUGAGCAGCGGAGAAUAUAACAUUCGCUCCUCAGCCAACACGGAAACCGGUGGAAGCGUAUGGAUCCAGCAGCUUGUGAAUGGUAUUCCUGUGGCCAACGCGGUCGCGAAUGUUGCUCUCAACAAGAAUGAGGACGUUGUCGCCUUUGGUGCCAACUUCCACGGUACCAGUGUCUCUCGUCGUGCUGCCAACGUUGCGCCUCCCACGCCAACCAUCUCCAAGGAACAAGCCAUCACCUCUGCUGAGAGGAAGCUCCAUGGCAAGCACAACGACAAAGCCCCGACGCUUGAAUAUUAUGUCAAGCAGGAUGGCAGCCUCGCCCUCACAUAUGUUGUCGAAGUCCAAACUGCUGAUGGGAACCAUUGGUACGAGGCAUUUGUCGACGCGUCGAAUGCGCAAAUUGUCGCCACCAACGACUUUGUCGCUGGUGCAUCCUAUGUCGCAGUGGAUCCUCAGGUGCAGGAUAUUACCAAAGGCUACAACACCUAUACGAACCCAGCUGACACUGUUGCCUCGCCUAAUGGGUGGCAUCAAGUCGGCUCGACUGUCUCCACGGACACCUCUGGCAACAAUGUCAUCUCGUACAAGGGUUCGACGACCGGAACGACCAAGCAGAGCGCCUCGGGUCAAGUCUUCAACUACAAAUAUGACACCUCUGUUGGACCGACGUCUGGAUCUAAUGUCGAUGCUGCUAGAGUCAAUGCGUUCUUCAUCGCCAACAAGAUCCAUGAUAUUAACUAUCGUUAUGGAUUCACCGAGAAGACAUUCAACUUCCAGAAUGAUAACUUUGGCAAAGGUGGCUCUGGUAACGACCGUAUCAAGAUCUCAGUUCAAGACAGCUCUGGCACCAACAACGCCAACUUUGCAACGCCAGCUGAUGGCAGCUCUGGCCAGAUGAGAAUGUAUAUUUGGACUCGCACCACUCCUAAUCGCGAUGGUGACCUUUCAAAUGAUGUGAUCGCACACGAGCAAACUCACGGAACGACUAACCGUAUGACCGGCGGUGGCACUGGUCGUUGCCUCCAAACAACCGAGGCCGGUGGAAUGGGCGAGGGAUGGAGCGACGCUUUUGCCGAAUGGCUCGAGCACAAGGACAGCAGUGUGCCAGACUUUGUUUUGGGAGUUUGGGUGUACAAUAACUCGAAGGGGAUUCGCAAUUAUCCUUAUUCGACGAGCACGUCGGUGAAUCCUCUUAAAUAUAGCAGUGUCGCUUCCCUGAACGAGGUUCAUAAUAUCGGCGAAGUUUGGGCAAACAUUCUUCACAAUGUCUAUGCACAGCUUGUCGGUUCAUACGGGUUCGCUGCUGAUGCGUUCACUAACCCUGACUCGAGCGCUGGAAACGUCGUAUUCCUAAGACUGUUCUAUGAUGCUCUCCUCCUUCAACCUUGCAAUCCGACGAUGGUACAGGCCCGCGCUGCGUGGAUUCAGGCGGAUACAAACCGAUACUCAGGCAAGCACGCCUGCACGCUUUGGAAGGCGUUCGCCUCCCGUGGUCUCGGCUCAGGAGCUGUGUCGGGAACGUACAGGGAUUCGACGACGGUGCCGUCUGGGUGCUGA